UUGGCUUUGGGAAGGCGAGAGAAUGCCACAGCCAAACACGACGAUUGACCGCGCAACACCACGAGCGGCGGGGUAGCACAAACGCACGUCGCGAGCGCGCUCAGUGGGAGCGUGAAGGAAACCCUGUACCGUCAUAUAUCCACGAGGUAUGCCAACCAGCGUGAGGUCAUCGGAUGCACGCUGGAUCGGGAUCAGGACCAGCUGACAGGAUGAGCUGAAACAUUACGCGCAAGAGAGGCGCCAAGGGCAACCGUCUCCGCUGACCUCUGUGGAAACAAUCCUCGCGCUAUUAACGAUCGUCCGCCGAAGGUCCAUGAAGAAUGUAAGCGUGCGCGGAUCGCUCCGAGCGGGCUGGAUGAAGCCCUCGGCGGUGUCAUGCGUCUUGCCCCGCAGCCGAGCGCGCUGGUGAUCGUCGUUGCGCUCCUGCUUUGCACGGAGGCGAUUACGUCCCCGCUGCUGUCGUCGGGCUGCCCGGACCGGUGCGUGUGCGACGAGCAGCUGGUGGUUCAAUGCGCCGGGCAGCACUUGAGCAGCUUCCCCGCGGACCUGCCGCUGGCCACCCGGCAGCUCAUCAUCUCCAACAACUUGAUCGCGGAGUUGCCGCCGCUCGCGCUCAACUACCUCUCAGAUCUGGUCUACUUGGACUGCAGCAACAAUUCCUUGACUGAGAUCUCCCAGUCCACAUUUGGGAAUCUCAGGAAGUUGGCCUACCUUGACCUCUCCUUCAACAGCCUCGCCCGGAUCGAGGACAGGACCUUCGUCCCCCUGGACAGUUUGGUCAUGCUGAGGAUGACAGACAACCCGUUUCUGUCGGAGAUCCACCAGGACGCCUUUGCAGAAAACCUGGCCCUUCAGGUGCUCGACGUGAGCAGGAACAACUUAACUGUGCUUAACAUCAGCACGUUGAUUUCACUACCUGCCCUGCGCUCGGUGGGCCUCAGUGGCAACCCGUGGAGCUGCGAGUGCGGCAGUGAGGAACUCUGUCUGUGGGUCCACUUGGAGGGCUUCAAGUUUCAAGAUGAGGGACAGACCGUGUGCGGUUCCCCAGACAACCUGGAGGGCCGUCGUCUCGGCGAGGUGGGCCUCGAACUACGGACGUUGUGCCACCACACUUUAGGUUCCUGGGACUAUCUUUUCUUCGUCAUCAUCGGCUUUGUCAUUUUCGCCGCCGGCACCGUGUUGGCCUGGGUGAUGGGGGUCAUCAUGGUGCUUUACGAGCGCUACAUAAAGAAGGAAGAUGAGCAGCUGGAACUGGACGAUGAAGAGGAAGUGGCCACGGAGUCAGGGCGGCCCACACGGGCCAGGAGUGACCAUGAGAACGAUCUCCGGGAUGUCCUUCUACAUGGAACUCUCAUCAGAGAGGUGGAACCGGCUCCAAGCACAUAAUGGAGGUUAUGGUGGACCGUGUAUGAAAAAGCAUGAUUUAUUCUUGUCUCGUUUGACUGGGUCAAGGGGUCAGUCAGGAUAACUGUGAAGACGGUGGGCCCGAUUUUCGUAGACAGAUACAACGCUGAUGUUGGGAGUAUGUUGCACUCUUAAAAUUACUGGGUCGAAAGUAACCCAAAUUGGGUGAAAAUGCUAACCCAGUGCUGGGUCCAAAAAGAACCAAGCCAAUGUUGGGUUAUUUCUACCCAGUGCAUUGGGUUGAAGAUUUGACCCAGCAUGUUUGGUCAAGAUUUUGAUCCAACACAAGGUAAAAAAAAACAUCCAUUCUGAUGCAUUACAGGAACCAGGAAAUGGGUUACCAGGUUAGCUAAUAUAGCUAGCUAAUUUUAUUAGCAACAUUUUCUAAGGAGAAGAAGCCACUUUCCUCUGCCAGCAACUCGAUCGCGUUGUUUUGUCACCGUUUUUACACCGGAUGCCCUUGCUUACGCACACCUACUCACUUUUUGAGGGUGGGCUGUCUGGCCUGACCGCAAUUGGAAUACUGUUUUCAAAGAAUGUCACAUUCAAAUUACUUCAACUCUAAUACACAAGAAAAUUGUCAAAAAUAGUGAUCAGACAGCCUAGAACAGGAUCUUCAAUACAAUCUGGUGGGUCAAAGGAAUUAACCCAAUCUUGGGUGUUAGUAAGCUCAUCCGCUCAAACUCGCCAGCUACCUAGCGAGUGGGCUAGCAAACAACCGAAGUAAUUAUUUUUUCACGUGUAAUUACUCACCAUUUGAGUGUUUGAUGGGUGGCCCACUACCUUGCAAAUGUUGACAGAAGUAAAGUUCAGCACAAGUCAAUUUCACUACAGGGCUAAAUAUUGGGACACUUGUGUAACUAACUAUUCACACAGUUUCGAGGUUACUAAAGUUACAAAUAAAUUCUCAAGUUGUAAAAGUCAAGUGUUAAGGGUACAAAAGUGUUAAGGGUAUCACUGCAGUGACGGUUAAAAAAAAUGAAAAGUCACUUGCAUGAUGGUUAAAAAACAAAACAAACACGUUCAUUGUUAUGUAAUAAGCCGUGGGCAAACUUCAUCUCUAUGUAUCUUUGACCUGUUAAUCGUCUCUUAAAAGAGGCGGCGCAUCGUCUUUAAGAUGAUGCAACUGAUGAAAUGAAUUGCUGAUACAAUACAGUUUGCUGUAACAAGCGCUGACUCAAAGCUGUUGUCUUUUAUUAUGCAAAACUGAUCCGUGACAUUCAUUGAUUUAUUAAAAAGCAUUUGCUGAGUGAACUCA
Messenger RNA from Hippocampus comes (tiger tail seahorse), 2662 nucleotides. RefSeq names its product leucine-rich repeat-containing protein 52-like. Gene Ontology annotation, molecular function: voltage-gated potassium channel activity; transmembrane transporter binding; potassium channel activator activity. Gene Ontology annotation, cellular component: voltage-gated potassium channel complex. The record is from RefSeq and is a predicted model, not a curated record. The transcript has 3 exons. Lineage: Eukaryota; Metazoa; Chordata; Actinopteri; Syngnathiformes; Syngnathidae. The coding region runs from base 376 to 1386 and encodes 336 amino acids.